This is a messenger RNA of Vicugna pacos (alpaca), 2068 nucleotides long. The record is from RefSeq and is a predicted model, not a curated record. Lineage: Eukaryota; Metazoa; Chordata; Mammalia; Artiodactyla; Camelidae.
GGACUUAGUAAACUGUUUUUUUGAUAGGCUCUCCAUCCCGAAUUAUUUUAUUGCAGCUGUAUUCUAUGUUGGAAGGGAGAGAGGCUGUAAUACUAGUGUAAUUCUCGCGUGCUCCACGUUUGGUGUCGUUCAAGCAUCAUUUUGUUGGGCCCACAAGACUGAAGGAAACGUCACUCUGACGCAGGGUUGUGGGGGAGAUUAGCUGUCCUGUGGGAACCAUUUUCCAAGGAUAAUACUAUUCCUGGGGCCAUCUCUAGGGAUGGGCGGUAAAGCUAGAAUCCUUCUCUCGGCUUUGACCUUGAGGGAGUCAGAGAGUGGUUCCCAUGGAAGGAAGGCUGUCCCCUUAUCAGAAAGACAGGCCUGGGGCCAGGAGGAGGAAGCUGGAGGAAGGGGACAGCCACGUUGUUGGCCUUUGGGGACAAGAGAGCAGUCUUCAGACACGAUGGGGAAAGAGGCCGCGUCUGCGAGCCCCGGGCGCGAGUCAGCGCGGGCGGGCUCCGGCCUGGGGCUGGGUAAGCAGGGCUGAUUUUCCGUUUCUGUGCCACCGUUGUGUAUUUCCCUUCUGCGUCCCCCUGGGUGCAGGAGUCUUUCUCGAAAUACCGGAGGGGGACCAAGGGAAUGACUUUAUUUUCCGUGCUUAGAGCUUUAAAGCGGAAACGAGAAAGCCCCGGGGGCAGUGAGGUGGUAGCAGUGGUGAUCACAGAAUGAGCCUCCAGGCCAGGGCUGUGAAGCACGGGGCGCAGGAGGGGCCCCUCGGGCAGCCGCCCCGCCCCACCGGAACAGCCUCCUUCCCGCGCCAGCCCUCGGAAAACCUGGGCUUUGCUCUGAUGAGGGAGAGAGCAGCCGUGAGGGUAUGUGGAGAUCAGCCCUCCAAUUCCGCAAGGACUCAGCAGAAAGCCCGAGUCGAGGUCCUCCUGUGGUAACGGAGCGAGAGUGUGGAUGCUCGAGAUGCUGUUGAAACGAGACAGCAGGAUCUUACAGGUGAACAAGGUGAUGUCCAUCUUGUUUUAUGUGAUAUUUCUCGCUUAUCUCCGUGGCAUCCAAGGGAACAGCAUGGAUCAAAGGAGUUUGCCGGAAGACUCGCUCAAUUCCCUGAUCAUCAAGCUGAUCCAGGCCGAUAUUUUGAAAAACAAGCUCUCCAAGCAGAUGGUGGACGUGAAGGAAAGCUACCAGAGCACGCUGCCCAAAGCAGAGGGCCCCCGAGCGCCGGGGCGGGGAGAGCCCGCCAAGUCGGAGUUCCAGCCGGUGGCGGCCGUGGGCCCCGACCUGCUGCGACAUCAGAGACGCUACAGCUCCCCCCGGGUCCUGCUGAGCGACAGCACGCCCCUGCAGCCCCCGCCCCUGUACCUCAUGGAGGAUUACGUGGGCAGCCCCGUGGUGGCCAACCGAACGGCGCGGCGGAAGAGGUACGCGGAGCACAAGAGUCACCGGGGGGAGUACUCCGUGUGUGACAGCGAGAGCCUCUGGGUGACCGACAAGUCGUCAGCCAUCGACAUCCGGGGACACCAGGUCACGGUGCUGGGGGAGAUCAAAACGGGCAACUCCCCCGUCAAACAGUAUUUUUACGAGACCAGAUGUAAGGAGGCCAGGCCCGUCAAGAACGGUUGCAGGGGAAUUGACGAUAAACACUGGAACUCUCAGUGCAAAACGUCCCAGACCUACGUCCGGGCGCUGACGUCGGAAAACAACAAACUGGUCGGCUGGCGAUGGAUACGGAUUGACACGUCCUGUGUGUGUGCCUUGUCGAGAAAAAUCGGAAGAACAUGAAUUGGCAUCUCUCCUCGUAUAUAAAUUAUUACCUUAAAUUAUAUGAUAUGCAUGUGGCAUAUAAAUGUUUCUAUUGUUUUUAUAUAUUAUAAGUUGACCCUUAUUUAUUAAACUUCAGCCACCCCACCGUAUAUAAGCUUUUUUCUCAAUAAAAUCAGUGUGCUUGCCCUCCCUCAGGCCUCUCCCAUCUGUUAAACCUGAUUCUGUAAACCCGGCUCCCAGGAGCCGCCCUGUAAAAUCUGUGUACACCAGUAUUGUCAAGGCCGUGACUGUCGUUUUUAGUAAACUUGUUGAAAUCGGC